Messenger RNA from Passer domesticus (house sparrow), 5559 nucleotides. It is a transcript of the gene ANTXR1, whose product is annotated as ANTXR cell adhesion molecule 1. The record is from RefSeq and is a predicted model, not a curated record. Lineage: Eukaryota; Metazoa; Chordata; Aves; Passeriformes; Passeridae. Gene Ontology annotation, molecular function: transmembrane signaling receptor activity. Gene Ontology annotation, cellular component: cell surface; plasma membrane.
UCCCGUGCAGCUGUGAACGUGCUGGAGUUGUGGCCACGAGAUGGCAUUCUGUGAGCUUCUCUUGCUGAGGAAAAGCAGAGCUUGCCAUCUUUAAUAAUAACAAUAAUAAUUAAAGGGGGGGGAAGCCACAAACCCUCCCUGUAUUUUCUGAAGUCCGUGACAAAGCGAGAUUUGUGAGGAGGCUGCUGCUGCUCCUGGCAAACAAUGGUGCUGCUUUCCCAGAGCUGCGAGGGAGACUGAGGGUCAAGUCCCUUUAAAAAAAAAAAAAAAAAGUGAAAUACAGUAUUGUGCAUCUUGAAAUCUGAAACCAAGAAACAGAAGUGCGAGGGAAACAAGGGGGAAAGUCUUGCAAUUCCUGUGGACAACUGUUGCGAGUGGAGUUUUAAGGAAUACAAUAUACAUCUCUGCCUUUUAAAGGUUAUUGAAUGGCUUUUGUGGAGAAACCUGGGAAAUAAAGGAGCCUCGGAAGAAGAGAUUUCUUUUUCUCCUCCUCUCUGGAUAUAAUGGCCAUUGCAAAGCAGAGCAUCUUGAGAUUUGGCUUCCAGUGUGCCUUCCUCGCAGUUUUUACCCUCACCUGUGAUGGCCAAGGUGGGAAGAGAGAGAACGGUGGCCCUGCCUGCUACGGGGGCUUUGAUUUGUAUUUCAUCCUGGACAAGUCAGGCAGUGUCCUGCACCACUGGAACGAGAUCUAUCACUUUGUGGAGCACCUGGCCCGCAAGUUCAUCAGCCCUCAGCUGAGGAUGUCCUUCAUUGUUUUUUCAACCAGAGGGACAAUUCUAAUGAGGUUAACAGAAGACAGGGAGCAGAUCCGCCAGGGCCUGGAGGAGCUGCAGAAGGUGCUGCCAGGAGGGGACACGUACAUGCACGAAGGAUUUGAGAGGGCAAGUGAACAGAUUUACUACGAGAAUGUUCACGGUUACAGAACUGCCAGUGUCAUCAUCGCAUUGACAGAUGGAGAGCUCCACGAGGAUCUAUUUUUCUACUCUGAGAGGGAGGCCAACCGCUCGCGGGACCUGGGGGCCACCGUGUACUGCGUGGGGGUGAAGGACUUCAACGAGACCCAGCUGGCCCGGAUUGCUGACAGCAGAGAUCAUGUCUUCCCUGUCAACGAUGGCUUUGAGGCCCUGCAGGGCAUCAUAGACUCCAUUUUGAAGAAAUCCUGCAUAGAGAUCCUGGCAGCAGAGCCCUCCAGCAUCUGUGCAGGGGAGUCCUUCCAGGUGGUGGUGAGGGGGAAUGGCUUUCGCCACGCCCGCAACGUGGACCGGGUGCUGUGCAGCUUCAGGAUCAACGACACGCUCACCCUCAAUGAGAAGCCUUUCGUGGUGGAGGACACCUACCUGCUGUGCCCAGCACCUGUGCUCAGGGAAGUUGGCAUGGAAGCAGCCCUUCAAGUCAGCAUGAACGAUGGGCUGAGCUUCAUCUCCAGCUCUGUCAUCAUCUCCAGCACGCACUGUUCCGACGGGACCAUCCUGGCCAUCGCCUUGCUGAUCCUCUUCCUCCUGCUGGCCUUGGCUCUGCUCUGGUGGUUCUGGCCCCUGUGCUGCACCGUGAUCAUCAAGGAGCCUCCCCCACCUCCUGCAGAGGACAGCGAGGAGGAGGAUGAUGAUGGGCUGCCAAAGAAGAAGUGGCCAACAGUGGAUGCCUCUUACUACGGAGGGCGAGGAGUGGGCGGCAUCAAACGGAUGGAGGUGCGCUGGGGGGAAAAGGGCUCCACGGAGGAAGGUGCCAAGCUGGAGAAGGCCAAGAACGCCCGGGUGAAGAUGCCAGAGCAGGAGUACGAGUUCCCCGAGCCGCGGAGCCCGGGCAGCAGCAUGCGCCGGCCCUCGUCCCCUCGCAGGUGGUACUCCCCCAUCAAGGGGAAGCUGGAUGCCCUCUGGGUCCUGCUGAGGAAGGGCUACGACCGCGUGUCCGUGAUGCGUCCGCAGCCCGGAGACAAGGGCCGCUGCAUCAACUUCACGCGGGUGAAGAACGCGGAGACCCCCCCCAAAUACCCCCUGAACAACUCCUACCCCCCCGCCCCGCCCCCGGCGCCCAUCUACACGCCCCCUCCCCCCGCCCCCAUCUACACCCCCCCUCCCCCCAGCUCCCCCCACGCCCCCUCCCCCUCCUCCACGCUGCCCCCGCUGCCCCCCCCGCCCCAGGCCCCCCCCCCGGGCCGGGCGCCCCCCCCGUCCCGGCCCCCCCCCCCGCCCCACGGCCUGAGGGGUCCCCCCGCCCCUCCCGGGGCUCUCCCAGCACUGCCGGACCCCCCCCCGGCUGGGGGACCCCAGCCCCGCCCGGGGUGGCAGCAGCUCCCCCCGGCCCCUUCUGGAACCUCCUCCCCCCUCUCGUCCCCCCCACACACCCCCCCCGAGCAUCAGUGCCAGGAACUCGGGGAGCUCCGGCCGUGCCAGCUGUGCCAGCUGUGCCAGCUGUGUGUGCCCUGUGCCAGCUGUGUGCCCAGUGCCACCGUGGGAACGCCCUGCAGGAAGGGCACGGGGGACAGGGAGGGUCCUGGGCACAGCAUGGCACAGCAUGGCACGGCAUGGCAGGGCAGGGCUGCCAGCAGUGCGGGACCCCGGCCAGCUGCCUGGCACACCUGGGCACACCUGGGCACACCUGGGACCAUCUGGCACACCCGAGAACACCUGGGAACAUCUGGCACGCCUGGGAACAUCUGAGCGCCUGGCACAUCUGGACACGGGGGCACACCUGUGCAAACCUGGGCACCUGGGAACGCCUGGACACCUGGCAGACCUGGACACUCCUGGCCACGCCUGGCACACCUGGGAGCACCUGAGCACCUGGCAUGGCUGCACCUGGGCACACCUGGCUCACCUGGACACACCCGUGUGUACCUGGGCACACCUGAACACCUGGGCACACCUGGGCACACCUGGGCACACCUGGCUCACCUGCCCCUGGGCCCAGCAGCCCCUGGGGUGGCCCAGGUGGUGCCAGGCACCCUUCCCUCCCACGGGAGCCCCAGCAGGGAAGGCGGUGCCACCUCCCAGCGAGGGUGGGAUCAGGAAAUCAGAGCGCAGGGAAACCCCAAAACCACCCCUGGGCACGGGCACACCCAGCCCGGGGGCACCAGGAGCCCCAGCACCGCUGAGGCUGGCACAGCUGUGGGCAGCAGAGGGGGCUCUGUCCGUCUGUCCGUCCCCCACGUGCUGCAGUGUGGGUCAGUGCUGCUCCCCACCCAAGGGAAGGGCUCUGAGUGCCACCCAGAGGGGUUUGGGGGCUGGGGAUCCCCAGAUCCGCUCUGCUGGGGCUCCUUGUUGCUGAAAAGGUUCCACUGAUGCCUCCCUGUCUGUCUGUAAAUUGAAUUUUUUCGCCUUAAAAAUGUUUCCACAUGGAUAUUUUGGGUGGGUUUUUUUGGUUGGUUUUAUUUUGUUUUGGUUUUUUGGGGUUUUUUUUUUUUUUGUUUUAUUUUGGGGGUUUUGGGGGGUUUUGGAGUUUUGGGGGUUUUUUUUGGAUUUUUGUUUUGUUUUGUUUUCCUUCCCUGAACAAGCAGCAGCUGCCUCCCCAGCCCCGAGUGAAGAAGAGCCAGUGUCCCUGCCCACCCUUGCCAGCUCUCAGCAGCAGGGACCGAGGCAAACCCCCCUGGGGCCGGCCAGACGGGAAUCAGCCUGCCAAGAAAUGCACUGGCUGCAUUUCUCCUGCUUCCUCCUCCCCUUCAGGGGACCCCAGCACCCCCAGGGCACCCCCUGCCUCCUGCAGCCCAGCCCCAGAGCCCCCAGAGCCCCCCAGAGCCCCCCAGAGCCCCCCAGAGCCCCCCCAGAGCCCCCCAGAGCCCCCCGAGCCCCUCCAGUUCUCACAAAUCUCCCAGGAGACAAACCCACCUCUGGAGCUGCACUGCUGUCACAGCAAAGGGUUCUCACCCCCUUGUGGUUUUUUACCAGGUAAAGAAAUGCUUUGCUGAGUGCUGCUUUUGGAAAUAGCAGUUCUAGCUUUUCUAGAAAAACAAAGUGGGGGAAAAAAAAGAAAAAAUAAGAUCUCAAGGAGGAAAGGGAAUGGAGGAAAGAGACUCAGUGGAGACCUGCCCGGGGCAAGGGGAGCAGGGGACCCCUCCCUCCCUCCCUCCCCCUGCCCUUGGUGGGACAAACCCUGAGGUGCUGAGGAGCUGGGACUGCAGGGGCUGAGCUGGGCUGAGCCCCCUGUCCUGGCUGCAGCAGGGCUCCCUUUGUCCCUUUGUCCCUUUGUCCCUUGGUCCCUUUGUCCCUGUCCCCUGUUCUGGCUGCGGGCAGCACGGAGCAGCCCCCCCCCAGCCCCCCCUGCCCCCCAGCCCAGCUGCACCAGCUCCAGCCCCACUGCUCCCAGGGGGGCAGGGGCAGCGUGAGCCCCCCUCGAGCUGGGGGGGUCCCUCGUGGGUGGACGGGAUCUGGUCAGGAAAAGAGCUCCUGGCUUGGCUUGGCUUGGCUUGGCUUGGCUUGGCUUGGCUUGGCUUGGCUUGGUUUGGUUGGUCUUGGUUGGUUUGGUUUGGUUGGCUUGGUCUUGGUUGGCUUGGUUUGGUUGGGUUUGGUUGGUUUGGUAGGGUCUGGUAUGGUCUGGUUUGGUUUGGUUGGGUUUGGUUUGGUUGGGUUGGUCUUGGUUGGGUUGGUUUGGUUUGGUUGGUCUUGGUUGGUUUGGUUUGGUUGGGUUUGGUUUGGUUUGGUUGGUCUUGGUCUUGGUUGGCUUGGUUUGGUGAUGUUUGGUUGGUUUGGUUGGUUUGGUCUGGUUGGGUUUGGUUGGUUUGGUCGGGCCUGGUAUGGUCUGGUUUGGUUGGUUCAGUUUGGUUUGGUGUGAUUUGGUCUGGAUUGAUUUGGUUGAGUUGGGUUUGGUUUGGUCUGGUUGGGUUUGAUCUGGUUUGCUUUGGGCUGGUUGGCUCUGGUUGGCUCUGGUUUGCUCUGGUCUGAUCUGGUUUUGUCUGGUUGGCUCUGGUUUGCCCUGGUUUGGUCAGGUUUGGUCAGGUUUGGUCAGGUUUGCUCUGGUCUGAUCUGGUUUGGUCAGGUUUGCUCUGGUUUUGUCCGGUUGGCUCUGCUGUGAUCUGUUUCCACGGAAGGGGUGAAAGCUGGCCCAGUGCAGCACGGGACCCACGGCCCCGGCAGAUCCUCAGCAUCUCAGAAACCUUUGGGGAGGAAAUGGAUUUUCCACAAGACAGCUUUGAGGAUUUUCUUUUUUCAGGUGUCAGUUAGCCAAUAAGUUGGUUAAUUGGCUAAUUAGCAAUAAACCUCCUGCUGGGGGACAAAAUAAAAGCAGUGUAUUGUCCAUGACGUUUUUGCAGAUGUACAGAGAAAUUCUCAUUCUCCCCAAACUAAGGAAAAAAACCCCAAACCCUGCAGAUUUAAAGAAGCAAAAUAAAGCCUAGAUCAGGCUAGGGGGAAAAAAAAAAAAAAUCAGAAUUUUCAAAUGCUCCCUUUGUAAUCAUCCAGCUUAAAAAUAAAAAACGAGCUCCAAAUUUGUUGUUGUACAUAUUGUUGCUGCAUGCUUACCAUAUGUUAGAUGGAAGCAUUUCCUAUCCCUUGUGGAUAAAAGAACAUUUUUCAAGUUGUAGUAAAUUAUUCUAAAGCCAAUGACAUUUCAUGGCAUGUUAUCGUA